Messenger RNA from Capronia coronata CBS 617.96, 555 nucleotides. RefSeq lists its product as uncharacterized. The coding region runs from base 1 to 555 and encodes 184 amino acids. The transcript has a single exon. Lineage: Eukaryota; Fungi; Ascomycota; Eurotiomycetes; Chaetothyriales; Herpotrichiellaceae. The record is from RefSeq and is a predicted model, not a curated record.
AUGCCUUCUGUCACCAAUGGAGAAGCGUUCACAAUCCUGCGCCCAUUCGCGCCUGAGAUAGGCGUGGAACGGCGAAGGAAACGGGGUAGGCCGACGAGGGAAGAGGCCGAGGAGCGCGACAGGAGGCUUGCAGCGGCUGGCCAAAUCUACGAGCCAAAGAAACGGUCAGCGAAGAAGGCCAGGCUUUCAGGCACACCCGGUUCGUUCACCGACCCUCGGCCUGGCACGUCCCCUGGUAUGGAGACUCCAUUGUCGCAGCAUGCCGAACACUUGGGGGAGGCUUCAGGCGGGAGGCGACGCCCAAAACAGCAACUCGAGAAGGAGGGUUCUCCCCGACACGCCGCCCCUCAAUCUCCGUUGGACGAUUCCGGCAAUGAAAGGAGUACCGAUGCCGCUCACAGUCCUUCAGACCGAUUGCUCUUGAGGUCCGGCGAACGCGCUCAAGCAGCGGCUCUCGUCUCCAGGUCUACAGGGGAGGCGCAAAGUUCCAGCUUUGAGCAAGCAGAACCGGAGCAGAAGCACGGUAAGAUACAGACCGGCUCGCCUUCGGUCUAA